AUAGGAAAUCUCGCGGGAAGUAGCUAUAGAGACGGAACGGCUUCCCUCUUACGGUUGACAACAGAGCGGAGGAGUAAAACGCCGCGAGCGAGUUUCUUAUGUGGCGAAUGGGGGAGUCGCCUGGAAUACCUGACCCUUAGUCCGACCCUCCUGCUCGGAGCAAGUCCUGCUCUCUGCCCGGCGCCCCCAAAUUUCAGAAGAGGAAGAAAAAAAAUCCAUUCGUGUAAAUGUAUGAUCUCUUUUUCACGGCUCCUGAAAGAAUGAAAUAACCUUUUUUCUGUUGAUAUGAAGAUGAUUUUUCAAGAAAAGGAAACUUCUAAGCUACUUUGGAUUCCUAUUGGAGAGAGAGGCUGGGUGUAACCUGUGCAGCACAAGAAAAAUCUUUUCUUUUUAAAUCAGUGUGUCAAGCUGGAUUAUCAGCAGCAGAAAAUUUAAUCAUCAUGAGAUUAAAGACAUCUCUCUUGAAGGAACCAAAACAUAAGGAAUUGGUUAGUUGUGUAGGCUGGACAACAGCAGAUGAACUUUAUUCAUGCAGUGAAGACCACCAGAUUAUAAAAUGGAAUUUGUUAACUUGUGAGGCAACACAAGUAGCGAAGUUACCUGAUGAUAUCUACCCCAUAGAUCUUCACUGGUUUCCCAAAAGUGUGGGUGGAAAGAGGCAAACCCAAGCUGAAAACUUUGUACUUACAAGUUCUGAUGGCAAGUUCCAUUUGAUUUCCAAGUCAGGAAGAGUGGAAAAAAGCGUUGAAGCUCAUUGUGGAGCUGUACUAGCAGGAAGAUGGAAUUAUGAUGGAACAGCACUUGUUACAGUUGGUGAAGAUGGACAAAUAAAAAUAUGGUCUAAGAGUGGGAUGCUGAGGUCCACGCUUGCACAGCAAGGAACACCAAUAUAUUCAGUAGCGUGGGGUCCAGAUUCAGAAAAGAUUCUUUACACAUCAGGAAAACAACUGAUUAUCAAACCUCUUCAAGCAAAUGCUAAGAUUUUGCAGUGGAAAGCCCAUGAUGGAAUUAUUUUAAAAGUUGAUUGGAAUUCUGUGAAUGAUCUUAUCCUAUCAGCUGGAGAAGACUGUAAAUAUAAGGUGUGGGAUAGUUAUGGUCGGCUGUUGUAUAGCUCUCAGUCACAUGAGUACCCUAUCACUUCCGUUGCUUGGGCUCUGGAUGGGGAGUUAUUUGCUGUGGGGUCCUUUCAUACGUUGCGUCUAUGUGAUAAAACAGGGUGGUCGUAUGCUUUAGAGAAACCAAACACUGGCAGCCUAUUUAAUAUUGCUUGGUCUAUUGAUGGCACGCAAAUAGCUGGAGCUUGUGGAAAUGGACAUGUGAUUUUUGCCCAUGUUGUGGAACAGCGCUGGGUGUGGAAAAACUAUGAAAUAACGUUAACUAAAAGAAGAACCAUGGAGGUUCGUAAUGUACUUAAUGAUGCGGUGGAUUUACUGGAAUUCCGUGACAGAGUCAUUAAGGCCUCUUUGAACUAUGAGCAUUUAGUAGUUUCAACAUCUCUACAGUGUUACAUAUUCUCAACUAAAAAUUGGAAUACUCCAUUAAUCUUUGACCUCAAAGAAGGAACUGUCAGUUUAAUUUUGCAAGCGGAAAGGCAUUUUCUUCUUGUAGAUGGUGGAGGAAUCUAUCUAUAUUCCUAUGAAGGACGUUUAAUUUCCUCUCCAAAGUUUCCAGGAAUGAGAACAGAUAUACUAAAUGCUCAAACCAUAUCAUUGAGCAAUGAUACCUUAGCAGUAAGAGACAAAUCUGAUGAAAAAGUUAUUUACCUGUUUGAAACCUCAUCUGGCAAGCCAUUAGGAGAUGGAAAGCCUCUCAGUCAUAAGACAGAAAUCCUGGAAAUUGCUUUAGACCAGAAAGGACUUACAAAUGAAAGGAAAAUUGUUUUUAUUGACAAGAACAGAGACCUUUAUAUUACUUCAGUUAAGAGGUUUGGGAAAGAACAGAAAAUAAUCAAAAUAGGAACAAUGGUACAUACUUUGGCAUGGAAUGACACGUGCAACAUACUUGGUGGAGUUCAAGAUGAACGAUUUACAGUCUGGUACUAUCCCAAUGCAGUGUAUGUGGACAAAGAACUCUUGCCAAAAACCCUCUUUGAAAAAGAUGCAAGUGAAUUUAGUAAAAAUCCUCAGAUUGUGAGUUUUGUUGGAAGUCAAAUAACUAUCAGAAGAGCUGAUGGCUCACUCAUUCACAUGAAUAUUUCACCUUAUCCAGCCAUUCUUCAUGAAUAUGUGAGCAGUUCAAAAUGGGAAGAUGCCAUCAGACUGUGUCGCUUUGUUAAGGAUCAAACUUUGUGGGCAUGUUUAGCUGCUAUGGCAGUUGCCAGUAAGGAUAUGGAUACAGCCGAAAUUGCCUAUGCAUCCAUUGGUGAAAUAGACAAAGUUAAGUACAUUGGUUCCAUCAAAGAUCUUCCAUCAAAAGAAUCAAAAUUGGCUCAUAUCCUGCUUUUCAGUGGAAACAUACAGGAUGCUGAAAUGCUGCUUCUUCAAGCUGGCCUUAUUUACCAAGCUAUUCAAGUCAACAUUAACCUUUACAAUUGGGAAAGAGCGCUAGAACUUGCUAUGAAACACAAGACACACGUUGACACGGUUCUGGCUUAUAGACAGAAGUUCUUGGAUGACUUUGGUAAAAAAGAAACGAAUCAGCGAUUUUUGCAAAACGCAGAAGGGCUUGAAGUCAACUGGGAUAAAAUCAAAGCCAAAAUAGAGCUGGAAAUUGCAAAAGAGAGAGAACGAGCCGCAGCCACUCCAGCAGUGAGAGCAAGCAUAACCAUACAGCACUAAGUGCCAUGCUGAUUGUAUUACAAAGUGAUUUUAUCAUUCUUUGCUCCUUCAACAUGCUGUGUGAGAACAACAUCUGGCUCCUGAAAUUUGUAUGAGUCUUCUUUAUUGUUUACAAGAAUGAAUUCUGAAUAUAUGGUUCUGAUACUCAUGAGAAGUUUCAGAAUAGUAAAUGUAGCAGAUAUUUGAAGGGUCAGAUACUCUGUUACUGGAGUAUUGUGACUUUGGCCUUCUUAAGUCUUCAGGGGGGAUUGUCUGAAUUGGUAGAACAGUUGAAGUAUUUUCUUAUAUAAGUAAAUGAUCAGCUGUUCACCUUUUGCCCAGACAAGGACACAAUUCUUUUUAAAAGCAGACCAUUAGUUACCUUAAAACUUGUAUGCUUAAUAUAAGAAACUUUUAUUCAUAUACAAGCUGCAAGGUAAUCGCAACCUCAAAACUAAGAUAACAUUACACCAAGUACACAGAUUGCUGUUCUGAAACUACUUACUAAUGAACGACAUUAAAGAACUUUUAAUUUCUAGUGUAAAUGUUUUUUCAGACUUUAGUGUUAACUUUAGAAUGAGAAACAUAAUGAACAGUUCCAGUCUUUUGGCUUAUACAAAACAAACGUAUAAUGAUGAAAAAAUACCCCCCCAAAAGGUGAGGUAAUAGAAGAUCCUUGAAUGGACUAACUUCUAUUGACACAACUGUACAAGCUUAAACUUUGUAUCUUGAAAGCCUGCAUGCUUGUAGAAACUGAUUAGAGAUGCUGACCUUUUAAACCUCUCUCCUCUGGAUUCAGUGAAAUCCAUCCAACACUCAGAAUCUUGUUUUGUAAUGUACAGUUUUAAAUAACAAUUGGAUUUCCUGAAAAUGUUCAAUGUAUGGUAAUAAGAGCUUUGUUUUAAAAGGUUUACAUAUCCAGCUACUUAAAAGGAAAAUAUUUUGUGA
Eublepharis macularius is the source of this 3704-nucleotide messenger RNA. RefSeq names its product intraflagellar transport 80 (gene IFT80). Bases 441 to 2777 code for a protein of 778 amino acids. Lineage: Eukaryota; Metazoa; Chordata; Lepidosauria; Squamata; Eublepharidae. Gene Ontology annotation, cellular component: intraciliary transport particle B; centrosome; cilium. Gene Ontology annotation, biological process: cilium assembly. The record is from RefSeq and is a predicted model, not a curated record. The transcript has 21 exons. Gene Ontology annotation, molecular function: protein binding.